Molecule: messenger RNA, 1871 nt
Organism: Jaculus jaculus (lesser Egyptian jerboa)
Lineage: Eukaryota; Metazoa; Chordata; Mammalia; Rodentia; Dipodidae
Gene: Actl6a
Product: actin like 6A
Exons: 14
Coding region: 186-1475 (429 amino acids)
Biological process (GO): regulation of transcription by RNA polymerase II; nervous system development
Cellular component (GO): NuA4 histone acetyltransferase complex; SWI/SNF complex
Molecular function (GO): chromatin binding
Source: RefSeq, a predicted model, not a curated record
GAAAGCCCAGCAAGAGUGGCUGUGCUGCCCGGGUGUGUGGACGCCGCUUUGUUGCCUGAGGGGGGCGGCGGUGGAAGUUGAGGGCUUGGGGGGUGACUAGCGCGUUGCGUGGACCCGGAGUCGCCGCCGCUGCCGCCGUCCCUGCACCCGGUUCCCUUCAGCUGAGCAUUCACCGGACCGCAGCCAUGAGCGGAGGCGUGUACGGCGGAGAUGAGGUUGGUGCCCUUGUUUUUGACAUUGGUUCCUACACUGUGAGAGCUGGUUAUGCUGGUGAGGACUGCCCCAAGGUGGAUUUCCCAACAGCCAUAGGUAUGGUGGUGGAAAGAGAUGACGGCAGCACGCUGAUGGAGAUAGACGGAGACAAGGGCAAGCAAGGCGGCCCCACCUACUACAUAGACACCAAUGCUCUGCGCGUUCCCAGGGAGAGCAUGGAGGCCAUCUCACCGCUGAAAAAUGGGAUGGUUGAAGACUGGGAUAGCUUCCAGGCAAUUCUGGAUCACACCUAUAAAAUGCACGUCAAGUCAGAAGCCAGCCUGCACCCUGUUCUUAUGUCAGAGGCACCGUGGAAUACUAGAGCAAAGAGAGAGAAACUGACGGAGCUGAUGUUUGAACAUUACAACAUUCCAGCAUUCUUCCUUUGCAAAACUGCAGUUUUGACAGCAUUUGCUAAUGGUCGUUCUACUGGGCUGAUUUUGGACAGUGGAGCCACUCAUACCACUGCAAUUCCAGUCCAUGACGGCUAUGUCCUUCAGCAAGGCAUUGUGAAAUCCCCUCUCGCUGGAGAUUUUAUUACCAUGCAAUGCAGAGAACUCUUCCAAGAAAUGAAUAUAGAAUUGAUCCCUCCGUAUAUGAUUGCUUCAAAAGAGGCUGUACGUGAAGGAUCUCCAGCCAACUGGAAAAGAAAAGAGAAACUGCCACAAGUCACAAGGUCCUGGCACAACUACAUGUGUAAUUGUGUCAUCCAGGAUUUUCAAGCUUCUGUUCUUCAAGUGUCAGAUUCAACUUACGAUGAACAAGUAGCCGCACAGAUGCCGACUGUUCAUUAUGAAUUCCCCAAUGGUUACAACUGUGAUUUUGGUGCAGAGCGGCUAAAAAUCCCUGAAGGAUUGUUUGAUCCCUCCAAUGUGAAGGGCUUGUCUGGAAAUACAAUGUUGGGGGUCAGUCAUGUUGUCACCACAAGUGUUGGAAUGUGUGAUAUUGAUAUCAGACCAGGCCUCUACGGCAGUGUGAUUGUAGCAGGAGGGAACACGCUGAUCCAGAGUUUCACUGACAGAUUGAACAGAGAGUUAUCUCAGAAAACUCCUCCAAGCAUGCGGCUGAAACUGAUUGCAAAUAAUACUACGGUGGAACGGAGGUUUAGCUCCUGGAUUGGUGGUUCCAUUCUAGCUUCUCUGGGUACUUUUCAACAGAUGUGGAUCUCCAAGCAAGAGUACGAAGAAGGAGGGAAGCAGUGUGUAGAAAGGAAAUGCCCUUGAGAGUUCCCAAGCCCUGACCUCCCGUGUCACCUUGUGUUUCAUAGCUUUAGUACACUCAGGAAAAACGACCAUUUUUUGUAGAAUGUUUAUACAUGUUUGCAUAUUUCAAUUUCCACUUAAAUUUUUUAAGGCUUUAACUGCUAUAAAUUAAAAUGAGUUUGUGCUUUCCUUGAAAUACACUUAUUCUUAUUACAAGCGCAUUUUAUAAUUUUGUAUAAAUGUCUAUUUUCUCUAAAUAUUUUGCUUUCAGUAAAAUUCUUUACAACUCUUUUUAGUAUAUUAAUUACCAGUGGGUUGGUAGGAUUGCCUUUUAUUGACUAGUAAGAGUUACUGCCUAUGCCUUUUAUCUUAGGCUUACAAAAUUAAAUAAAAAUUACUAGCCAUUCCAGAAACAUG